Molecule: messenger RNA, 315 nt
Organism: Symbiodinium natans
Lineage: Eukaryota; Dinophyceae; Suessiales; Symbiodiniaceae
Source: the annotation of a GenBank genome assembly
AUGUCUGAGUUGCUGGGCCACACGCCCACCACGUUGCGGGUGGUGGCGAUGUUUGCGGCCGCCUUCUCCAUGACGCUGAAUCCAAGUGCGGGCUACUUCCCCCCAGCAGGCGCCUUCUGCGCGCUCUACGUGGAGAAGGCUGUGUCUCAUGGCCUGAGGCCAGGAGUUGGAUUUGCGAUCUUCCCCUGUGCUGUGGGGGUUGCCCUCCUCCUGGUCAUCACUCGCCUGAUCACGUUUUCCAUGGCGCAUCCACUCUGGAAACUGAAGAAAUUGUACAAAUCCAGCCGGAGGAACACCGUGGACGUCGAUGCAUGA